GUAAACAUUAGCUAAAUACCGCGCGCCAUCAACGGUUAUCAAUGCUAACUGCAUUUCAGACCUACGCGAUCGCGUAAUCAUAUAUUCAAUGCCACACUCAGGAAGCAAACAGACCAAAAGUAAGGAGCGAAACUAAGGCUCAUAUGGCAUUGCUGAUUCAACGUAACCAUUCAGUCUUUGCUCGCCAUCAAACGGAGUGGACAAAGUUAUGUCAGAGCUAAAUAAUUAGCUCACCAACUUUCUAUACUUUCAUGUCACACCCUAAAAGGCUAUGACAUGUCUAAAUUAACUAUCACAAAUUUCAGCGGUAGAAAAGGAAGUCCCUUUAGCAAAGAGAAGGAUGGAGAGAAACAGGUGAUUCAUGAAGAAGUGUUGCACAAAAGUGAUUACGUGAAACAUAAAGAGAAAAGUGAGGAAUUGUUGCAGAAAGUUAGUAAAAAGACGCCGGAAUAUCAAACAAACAAACCAAUUGAAGGUGUAUUUACUGAAGUUAUAGCGCAUGGUGCUUUUACAACAAAGAAUACAGAAGAUAAAACAAAAGUGAUACAGCAAAAUGUUGUUAAAAAUAACGGUAAUUCACCAAAAGGGCUGCUAAGUUUUCCGUCGUCAGCUAAUGAUUUAGCUCUGGACGCUAAAACUGAUUUAGAAUCGGACACAAACAUAUCCAAAGAAGUUAAAGACAAAGUGAUUGAGAAACUAUUUACGUUAGUGUCAAUGGUGCAACAUGCAUACGAGUCAAAAGUGAGAAUUAUGGGUGAAUUCGAGAAAUUUAAAGAAACACAUCUGAAGAAUGAAUUGAGAAGGGAGAAAGAGCAUUCUGAACAGUUGUAUAAAUUGAAUAUGAAUUUUCAGAGUGAAGUUAUUCAAGCGAUUCAACAGUUACGCAGUGAAUUAGAUUUUACGAGGAAUUUGUCGAGUAAUUCUGAAGAAAUGUCUACAUUAUUGAGUCUCAAGGAUAGUGGGAUUAGCUAUAAUGCAUCGAAUGACGUUUCUGUUGACACUGUAGAUAAAAAUUGUGAUGAUAUUCGCGAGCAAGACGCGGAACCUAAAAAUUAAGUAUUAUAUUAUAGAAAUAAGAAUAUAGAGUUUGAAUAAUAUGUGUUUUAUUGAAAA
This is a messenger RNA of Leptidea sinapis, 1113 nucleotides long. RefSeq lists its product as uncharacterized. The coding region runs from base 277 to 1056 and encodes 259 amino acids. The transcript has a single exon. NCBI's taxonomy places the organism in Eukaryota, Metazoa, Arthropoda, Insecta, Lepidoptera, Pieridae. The record is from RefSeq and is a predicted model, not a curated record.